AUGGUAAACCUACCCGACUUUAUCCAAAUCUUUGGAACGUCACUUUUCUCCUCCCAAGCUCACGUCAUCAAGAUGAACGCCGUCAUCGACAUCGCCGCCAUCGUCGCCGGAAUCGUCGAAAAGGCCCGACGACAGGAACAGUGGAUGACACGUCUUCAGAAUCUGAAGACGUGUGGAGACCAGGUUCAGGCCGAGUUCGACAAACUGACCUUCUACGUGAGUUUUGAAUUGAAUUUUCAGCAUGAAAGCUUUUUUUCAGUUCGAUUUGACGCACAAGAUGAGAGGGAUCAAUAAUUUUACGAGUACCGAUGCCCGAUGGAUGAUUGUGGGUUUUUUCUCGUUUUUAAACUUUUUUCGAUAACAUUCAAGUAGACUUCGACCCAUCUAGUGAGACUUCCAAUACCUUUUUAGCUCCUAGAAACUUUUUGAAUAGCUUUGGUCAUUUCUAAAAGUCUUCUAGGAUCCUCCAGAACUUUCUGAAAGAAUUUUUGGUUUUAUAAAAGAUACAAGUUCCUUUUUGAAACUUUCAAGAAGCUCAAAAAGACGUCAGAAAGCUGAACUCCUUGAAGACGUCGGAAUCUUUUUCAGAGCGUGGCUCAGAAGAUCCUAACGACGCUGGACGACGACCUGGUGGUUCUGGAGAAGGAAAUCGCAGACCUGACCCUUCUCCACCGAAGAACCGGCCAGAAGAUCGUCAAAGAGGUCCUGAAAAAGGCACAUAACAUCCGUUAUGAAUGCCUUCGCCUCUGUGAAGCUUUAGGCCGUUUUCAGCACAACUGCGUGAGUUUUUAUUUUCAUUUUUACUUGCAAUGAAAGGAAUAUUGGAUUGGACCAGAUUCUUUAUUUUUUUCAAUGCAUUUUUCAAUUUUUAAGUCACGUACUUUAUAGAGGUUCGACAUGUUCUACGCUAUAAUGGUCAAGGAACUCAAGUACAACGUCGGCUGUCUUCAAUACGCUGUGGGACAAGUCCCUGACUACGAGAAAAUUCGUCGUGAAAUCAGGUUUUGAAUCAUUUUUAUGAUUAUUCUGAUUAUUAUAAUACUUGUUCUGAAUAAUAUUGAAAUGAGUUCGAGUUAUUUGUAUAUUGUUUAUUUCUUCCUGAUUUGUUCCUUUAUUUUAUAUAUCAUCAAUAACUUUACCACUUAUUUGAACUCUCUUAUCUUCCCUCCAAGUUAUUGGACUAUUUCUCCAUUCCCAAUGAACAGGUAUUUUGAUUAUCUGAUAACGGUUCCCAUUUCAUUCCUGGUAAGAUUUCUCCUAUUUGAUCGUAUUAUCAUUAUUAUUGUUUCUAAUUAUAUUGUUGAGCUUAAUAAAUUAUUUAUAUCAUUAAACUGUUUUAAAAUCAUCAAACAAAAAACAAAAAACGAGUCAAAACCUAAAAAAAAAUACGAAAACUUUGGACAGAGAACUCGAUCAUCAUCUUUGGACAGUAGGAAAAUCGCCAAGUUUCACUUGAAGGAAGGGGAAAUUAGGAUCUCAGGUAAAUAAAAAACAUUUUUCUGAUUGGUACCGAAUCCUCUAAUUUAGGACAUCUAGAACUUUAGUUUUCAUUUUUUUUAAAUGUUAGCAAAACUUUACAAAUGAAAAAAAAAAUAGUCUGGAGGUCUCAAAAUGGACAUAUUAUGGGGUUCUGUAGGUUUUUAAGUUCUGAACCAAUAGCCUCCAUAGCUUAAGUGGUCCCUAGAGGGGUCUUUAAGUUUCAUUUGAAAAACGCUUGCAUGGAAAUGCUUCUCCGCAGAGAGUACAUAAAGUUCUCAAUUAGAAUGCCCCGAUAAGGGCCACUAACUAAAACCCCUUUAGGGAACAUUUUUGCAAGCUUUAGUGGCCCUUAUUGGGGUUGGUAGAGUGGUCGCUGAGAUUGCCCCUAUCCCUAUAGGGACCAUACUGGGGUUCUAAGGCUUGAAGCGAGUGCUGCCGAGGAGAGCACCUCCCAGUGGGCGGUAUUUUUCGUGUCGGGCUAG
Caenorhabditis auriculariae is the source of this 1961-nucleotide messenger RNA. The record is from the annotation of a GenBank genome assembly. NCBI's taxonomy places the organism in Eukaryota, Metazoa, Nematoda, Chromadorea, Rhabditida, Rhabditidae.